Daldinia childiae is the source of this 819-nucleotide messenger RNA. RefSeq lists its product as uncharacterized. The transcript is spliced from 2 exons. Lineage: Eukaryota; Fungi; Ascomycota; Sordariomycetes; Xylariales; Hypoxylaceae. The coding region runs from base 1 to 819 and encodes 272 amino acids. The record is from RefSeq and is a predicted model, not a curated record.
AUGGUUCGCAUUAAUCCAUUAAGCGUGCUCUUCGCCCUCGGCUUAACAGCCGUUCAAGCUACACAGUUCUGGCACAACACCGGAACGAAGGCCGGAUGGGAUACCUUUACACACGAACACAAAGGCACCGUCGAUGAAGUGACGGAUCGGGUCUACAAGGGCCCUACGGCUCUUAGAAUGACCCAAAUCCAUGAUGCGGGCUAUAAUGGCCGGUAUCACUCUGAAGCUGUCAAGUACAAUGUCUACCGCAAAGGCGACACCGGAUUUUACGGAUUUGCCUUUCUACUCCAGGAUGGCUGGCAGUUCAACCCGGCCCAAGGUUACAACCUCGCUCAAUUCAUUGCCGAUUUCUCGGAUCUUAAAUGCGGCGAGGAUUAUAUGCCUAGCACUAUGGUUUGGAUCGACGGCGACCAACUCAGCACCAGGGUAAAAUACGGCAACGUAUGUCCCACAAACCAGCAAAAGAUCAAGGAAUUCAAAAAGCUCAAGACGGUAACCGCCGGCGUAUGGCACCGCGUCGAGAUCCAAGCGAGCUGGAAGAGCGACAGCACCGGGUUUUUCAAGCUGUGGUACGACGGGGAGAAAGUCGUCGAAGCAUACAAUCUCCCGACGACGGUGGGCGACGGACGGUAUUUCCAGUUCAGAGUCGGGCUGUACGCCAAUGCUUGGCACGACCACGGCUACGAGGGUACUCAGGCGACUAGGCAGGUCUGGUACGAUCAGAUUGCUGCGGGCUCUGCGUUUAAGGACGCGGACCCGGGGGCAUGGGUUGCGAGCGCUAGUGGCAUGCGGUUUCAGCCAUCUUCCGAAGAUCUAUAG